AUGGACCACGACGCGCACAAAUACAACGACAGGCGUAGUAACAACGACCUCUAUGCCGCUGCUAACCCGGGUCGUGAUAUCUUCGAGCGGGCAGUCGAGCCAUUGAUGAUAGCUGAAGGCGUGCCGCUCCGCCCGGCGAACAAAAGAUGUUCCUGGUAUUUGGGUGUACCCAGUGUCAAGCACGAUACGGAAUGGCUGAGUUUCCUGCGGACGGCCGGGAACACUGCCCCUGAUCCUGAGGUCGAAAAUGCUCGACCGCCCGCUGAGGUCGAAGACGCACAGUUGCCCGUGGAGCUCGAUGCAGGCGACGAUGGUGUCGCAGAGCUCAACGAAGACACAUCGUUCACAGCAGAGGAACGCGAAUGGGCUCGCGAUUGUAUGGCCUUUGCCUCCGGCAACAGCGUCUACCGCAUCCCACCUAGAGCGUCAUCGAGCUCAACACCAACCUUGAUGGGCUUGCCACAAGAGUUGCGAAACCAGAUCUACCGUCUUGCGCUGGUGGACAUCAACAAGAUCCCUAUCACGCGCGCCUCGCACACCACACCGGGCCUCACCCGUACCAGCCACCAGCUUCGGGAAGAAACAUAUGCAAUCUACCUUGAGGAGAACAUCUUCGUCCUCAACAUUCACGACUUCGGCCCCGUCGCACCGAAGACCUUCUUCAUCGGAAAGAACCACCAGAAGCACUGGUUGUCGCAAGUCGCAUGUCUCGACUACACUUGGAGCGGAGAGCACAAGUGGGCCAAUCUGAAGUCGUGGUUGCAGGUCUAUCAUGCGAAUGGUGUAAGACCACCCAGGGCUGAAGCUGGUCAGAGCAGUUGGUUGCGACUACCGUGUCAAGCUUUUCUGCUGGUGGAGGCGCUCAAGGAUGUGCCGUGGAACAACGUUAGCGAGGUCUUGGAGCAUUGGAAGAUCCGUACGGAGAUUGCGCAGAGUGGAAGUGCUGCGUUUGUCUGGAUUUGA
Molecule: messenger RNA, 963 nt
Organism: Fulvia fulva
Lineage: Eukaryota; Fungi; Ascomycota; Dothideomycetes; Mycosphaerellales; Mycosphaerellaceae
Exons: 1
Coding region: 1-963 (320 amino acids)
Source: RefSeq, a predicted model, not a curated record